This is a messenger RNA of Daphnia magna, 2850 nucleotides long. RefSeq names its product cationic amino acid transporter 3. Gene Ontology annotation, biological process: amino acid transport. Gene Ontology annotation, cellular component: plasma membrane. The record is from RefSeq and is a predicted model, not a curated record. Gene Ontology annotation, molecular function: amino acid transmembrane transporter activity. NCBI's taxonomy places the organism in Eukaryota, Metazoa, Arthropoda, Branchiopoda, Diplostraca, Daphniidae.
UUUCUAUCAUCACAAAGUGCCAAGGAAGCAACUCCGUAAUUAAGCCCAUAAUACCUACAGUGGAAUAGGGUGCAAGAAUAUAAGGCCUUCUUCUUGCUUAGGAUAAUUGAGACUAGAGAAAAAAUAAAAACUUGUGGUCAAUUUCUUAUUUAAAUGAAAAUUUUAUGAAUAGGCAGUAUGGGUUCAGGUUUCGUUGCCGAUAACGGUAGGGCAACGAAUAGCGUCUUCUAUUGGUCAGUUACCAUCGCUUUUCUUACCAAACAAAGAAACCAAUGAUAUGCACUAUGACAGAAAAGGAGUAUGUUGAAAUUAUUAUGCAGAUUUGAUUCAAGUAGAACUAGGAUCAGUUAAUCUUUAGGUCUUUCGUUGUACGGCUUCCGUCCCUGACGUAGAAGUCAACAAAUCUUGUUACGAUACUGUCGUUUUCUGCACUCAGUGCAUUGAGGAGCAGUCAGUAUCACCUGGAAUCCCUCGAUGACAGUUCAGAAACAAUUCACACCAAACAAAAAAUGAUUUUCAAAGUGAAACUUUCGCGUUUACUUCGAAAACGACCGCUGGACGUCAGUUAUUUACAACGACCGAAUUCAGCAUCAACUCCAUACUCACGAACACUUAUUAACGCUGUGCUGCAAACGGCCAAUCCACCUCUAGUCGUAGGAUAUUUCGUCGUGUUUUCAUACUCAGCUCUGCUUGCUCCGUCAACUCUUUUGGCAGCCGUAUUCGUCGCUUCUAUCGCUUCACUACUUUCAGAACUAUGUCGAUAUGAAUUUCUGACCUGCCGUCGCAAUACAUCAGCCUGCCCAUACAUUUGCACCUAUCAAAUUAUGGGCGAAUUUGCUGCCCAUUUAUAUGGCUGGACUCAGUUGUUGAGUCGAGCAGUUGUAGCUGCUCUGGUAGCCCGCGGAAUCGGAUCAAUUCUAGUCCUUGUGUUUGGCAAACAUUUGCUCCAACAUAAUUUCUAUUUCGUCAACGAAGAUUCCUUUGGAAUAAUAGCCCAAUUGAUUGUCUCCUUGUUUGUUCUUCUCGGCCUAAAGAUGACUAAAACGUUCGCUGUAGCCAUCAAGCUAUUCAUCGUGAUGGCCAUUUUGCUUUUCAUGUCCCAGAUUGCGAAUUUCACUGAUCCAGAAAUAGAAACACAACAUCAUCAUCCGCCAUCGACCGAUGAAUCUUCAACAGAAGAAUUACUAAUAGCUGCUGCAUUAUUAAGUAUGACGUUCAAACCCGAAAACAAGGAAACUCACAUCCUGUCCAAAUCGUCAUUGAUGUCGGCUUUCUUGGGAAUUCAAUAUUGUUCCACGCUCUUCAUCUUCGUCAUCAUGUCUAUACUUCACUGCUUCCUACCUCCAAACAUUUUAAACCACAUCAAGAGCGGUUCGCCGUUGUUGGAGGUUUUAAUGUCGUUGGCAACGGGUCCUCAUUGGUCAGCCGCCAUCUUCUCAUGCUGUUGUAUAUUAGUUGGCUCUUUAUCGCUGGUCGAAGGCAUUCAAGAUUCCAAACGUCAAAUCAAUAAAAUGUCUGCGGAUGGAUUGAUUUGGAAACAGCUGGCCACCAACGCGAAAUUGCCAUUGAUUGUUCAUUGCGUCAUAUCCAUCGGGUUGCAGAUGACCAUAUCGACGUUGAAUCUCGUCUUCAUCCUUGCCUUCGUUCACCUUGGACUCGAUUCCAUUCUGGGCGUGGUGGUCACAUUCAGACGUUAUUGCAGUUACUCCACGUCACGUCAUUUGGCAGCAUUGCAAGGCGAUAAAAAUGGCACGUCCAAGAAACGUCAUUUACUGCGUCGAGGAGGCUACGAUGUCCUCGAUCGAAGUCCGGUGGAGCAACCACGAGCCGAGGAAUCCGAUUCGGAUGAAACUGAUAUCGACGCGGCUGUCGAUGAUUACAAAACUCAAAUGUACGUUGCUACCGUGAUGGAAUGGAACGGUUCUGAAGUAUCCAGUACUCCGGAAAGGUCAGAAGUUGAGGUAGCAAGACAUUCCGUCAGAGUCCCGUACUUACUUUUGGGCGUGUCCGUCACGAUUGUCGUCAUGUCGGUAGCAAUGCGAUGGAUUUUAAGCGAUCUCAACUGGUUCUCCGUGUCCAUCACUGCGUCCUCGUUCGUCAUUUACAACGUCUUGCUGUUCAUCAUCUGGACACACCCGCAAAGACUAACAAGUAGCAAUCCAACGCUCAAAGUGCCUUGCGUUCCAUGGAUUCCGAUUGGAUCCACCCUGUUUCAUUGCAUCAUGUUAUUUCAAUUACCCGCACUGGCGUGGAUUGUUUCAUUAGUCUGGAUACUUUCAGGAAUUGCGACUUAUUUCGGUUACAGCUAUCGAAACAGUCGUCUCAAUUUCAAGUUGCAAGAUUCCAGCAGCGAUGACGCUGGCAGCGGAAAACCUGCUGACUUGUCGAGUCGAAAAAAGAAUAAUCCAGCACACAAAUUACGAAUUCUACCUGAAGCUAUGAUCAAUCUCAAUGUGACGUCGAGCAGCAUCGCUGUCUACCCUCAACCCUAUUACAAAAUUUAAUUAAUUAGAAACGAAAAGAUUAUCUACUUAUUUCUUUCUUUUUUUCUUUACCGGAUUGGAAAUUGCUGCAACAUGUAGAUUGUAUUUGAAAUAUAUGGAAAAUCAAACAUUGUAAAUAUAUUCGAAUCAAAUAAUUAAAACAUUGAAAUGGAAUCCCCCCCCCCCACUACUCGCGAAUAAUAUGGGUUUUGUGGCGCCAUUUUGUGAAUCCAUAAAUUCACCAGGAAAUAUUCAACAUUUAGAGACACAAAAAGUAAUUUUUAAAACAAAUAAAAGACAUUGGCGGGAUUUUAAGAAGAUUCAAACGUUCCUGCGUGUGCGACGUGAAUGAAGGAGAUCGAUAUUU